Mauremys reevesii (Reeves's turtle) is the source of this 1412-nucleotide messenger RNA. RefSeq lists its product as uncharacterized. The record is from RefSeq and is a predicted model, not a curated record. The transcript has 3 exons. The coding region runs from base 509 to 1324 and encodes 271 amino acids. NCBI's taxonomy places the organism in Eukaryota, Metazoa, Chordata, Testudines, Geoemydidae.
UUUGUCCCAUACAUGCCCUGAUGAGGUGUGAACUUCCCCUGCUUCUGGAGAGAUUUUGCCUGAGCUUGCUUUAAGCCAAGAGGACACAUUUUCAGCCUCAUAACUACAUACAUGAAAUUAUAACCUAGAACCUCACUCUGACAUCACUGUAACAACAAUGCUCAGUUCAUCACGAGCCUUCCGAAGCCACCCGACAUGACAAACUUUGCAUUGGAUGCCACACAAUCAUUUUACAAGGAUGAACAUGGGGGCCCUGGGCGUUCCCCCGAGACACAGAGUGUCACAGUUUACAAACAGGUGUUCCCAAUGAAAAGGCAUUUUUGCUGAACAAUUUCCCAGGCUCACAAUCCAUGGGACCGUACUGCCUCUCCCGUGCUGAGCACACACAGCUCCCAUCGCAAUCAUCGGACACUGUGGGGGCUCAGUUCCUCUGAGAGCCAGGCCAGACCAGACACCGCAGGGAGAGGCAGGGCUGGGACAGCGAAUGGCUUGAGUGCUGCAAUGGGCUAUGGAGUCUUUUGUCUCUAGGUCACCAAGUCCAAUUUGGCCCACCUCAAUUCCAAUGGGCCAGCUCUCUCCUGGCCUAUCACCUCUGUGCCUGAAGCCUGUCUGUUGGGAUGUACCGAUUCCCUGCUCGGGAUCUGUAAUGCAAACCAUUCUAGCUGGCCCAGUCCCGGCCAAGCUCCAGCUUCUGCAGUCAGGAAUGAGGGGUGGGUGCGUUCCCAGAAGGCCUGAUCCUGGUGCCCCAUGGGGCUCCUCCUGCAGCAGAAUGUCUCAGCAUGAGCCGGUGCAUCAGAGCGUGGCCGGAGAACCUAAGCAAGGAGCAGACCUGGCACCACGCCGGCAGGGGCAGCUCCUGGGAACAGGCCAGGGCGCAAGGAGAGACUGUUUCCUUGGCCCCAGGCACACGACCCAGCUCCCUGGCGGGUCUUGCAUCCAGAGCCAGCUCCAUGGAACGUGUGAACAUCUCCCCAUGGGAGCGGAGAGUCAUGCAGAGCCCGGCCCUCCCCACAGGCCGCAGCAGCUGCCACAGCCCCGGGAAAGGCCAGUGGGGCAGCAGGACGAGACCCGGCCCAUGCGGGGCACCACGUGGGCCAUGAAGACUGAAGUUCUGCAACCCUCCUGGCGGGGGCUCCCUCGGUGCCAGGGUGAGGCGCUCGCCCUUCCAUUGCCUGUGCACAGCUCCAUGCCAGGCAUUUUGUGCUCACUCAGUAACGAGCUCGUUUACCCAUACGGGGCACUGCACCCUGCCCCGAGCAGUGGUGGGACACGGAGCUCCCCAAAUCUUGGCAGCAGCAGCUGGGUAGGCCAGGAGCAUAUCUAAGGUGGCUGGGUGCUGGGCAAGCUGAGAGGUACAGCAGUGUCGAGGGUGCUUGGGUUGGGGAUGCAUUGCGAGGGUGUCUGAAGGAUGC